Molecule: messenger RNA, 523 nt
Organism: Paramecium primaurelia
Lineage: Eukaryota; Ciliophora; Oligohymenophorea; Peniculida; Parameciidae
Source: the annotation of a GenBank genome assembly
AUGAAAAUUUUGUCAUUAAUUGCUAUUUUGUUGAUAGUCAGCUCUUCGGCAAGACAAGAUUCUGUUGAAUAAUUACUUAAUAAAAUGAAGAAUAACAUUUAAGUUAAAGAGGAAAUAAUGUAAAUUCUAUAAAGUGGGGACCCAACAAGUUUACAAAAAGCUGAAAUCCCAGGAAAUGAAAAAAUAAGUACAUUUUUGUUUAAAAUAGAUGAUUCCACCAUCAAGUCCAUAUUCUUUACAACAGUGAAUAAAACUUAAUAUAAUUAUACAAACACUUCUUAUCCUAAUUCAACCUAUAAUUAUACAUAUGAAAGUGGUUAACCAUCCUAUAACUUUGCAACAUAUAGUAAUUCAAGUAAUACCUCAAAUACAACCAAUACCACAAACUUGACAAAUGCUAGCUAUCCUUAUUAAUAUAAUUACUCAUAUCCAUAAUAAAAUACCAAUACAAAUUACUAUACAUAUAGUAAUUCUAGUAAUACAUCAAAUACAACCAAUAACACAAACUUGACAAAUGCUAGCU